GUGGGCUGGUGACAGCCCUUGGCUCUGCAUUGCUGACGAAAGCUGCUUAGCUCCUCAGUUGCCAUGGCAACCAGGGAGUGCAGCCAGAGGGUGGGAAAAAAAAGAGAGAGAAGGCGAAGGGGAGGGGCUUUGUUGAGAGAAAUAGAGGAGAAAAGGCUGUGUGGGAGAGACAGACAGAGGGAGGGAUACAGACAAAUAAUAAAGGAAGCACUGAGUGCAGCAGAGGUAGAACACGGCGGCAAAUGGAGGUAAAGCUCUGCAUGUGAAUCUAUCUACUCGCUUUGGAAUAAUACAGCAAGCGACAGAGGGAUACGGAGAGAGCAGUGCUGGGAGAAAAGAUGGAUGUACAAACAGAGAGCACGGACCCCCCGCCUAACGAACCCCAGCCAAGUGGGAAAAUAAGAAAAGGAUUCAAGCUGUUUGGCAAACGCAAGCCAGGUAACAUCUUUUCUAUCCGAAGCAAAGGGGAUGGAAACAACAAGUCACCUGUUAUCAGGAGCCAGACCUCGGAUGGAUUAUCAGAGACUCCUGCGCCCGAUUCCGAACAGGAUCCAGACAAGGAGAAGCGACAGGAGGUGAGUCAAGGAGAUACGGAGGAGACAGAGGAUGAAACGCUUCGAGAUGAGGCCAUUCUAGCUGCCGCCCCGGCUCGCACCUCCUUCUCCUCGGUGAGCUCAGCCAAGUCUCUCAGCUUUCUCUCUCUGUUGAGGGGAAGCAGAAGGGGAGUGGGAGACAGGCGAGUCCACACGGUGUCCCAGCCAGUGGCUCGACAGCGCCGUGGACUGAAGGGCCUUUUUGGCAACGUCAAGACUCGUUUGAAGGACAAAAAUGACAAACAGGAAGUUCCUCCGAGCCCAAUUCUCAUGUCAUCCCGUGCCAACAGUGUGGAGAUCAUCAAAGAAGACCUCACACUGACGCCAAAAUGCCAGCCUCGUUCUUUGGAGACAGACGGCUCCACGACACAUGACGGUGCAGCCAAGCCCUCAUCAGAGACCACGACACCAGAGAUGAAAACGGCCAACGUGAGUAAAACUAAUGAGCACGUGCCACCUUUGCCCGCCUCUGAACCGCCGCUGGUACCUGAUGACAACAGUCUGAGCUCCCUACUGGCCGACAUCUCCUCUCUGCUGACCUUUGACUCAAUCUCAGGAGGAGGAGACAUCAUAGCUGACGUGGAAGCAGAGUGGGGGAAAGCCAGCAAAGCUCUGGAUGCUGCGGUAACUAAUGUGAGUCCAUCAUCUUUUAUCUCAACCGCCUCCUCUCCACCAGCUUCCACUACAACAAAACCCAUUUUCUCCUCUGCUGUGACCUCCCCAAGCACCACCCUCUCAACUUCUACUAAAUCCUCUUUGGUUUCUGAAAAGCUCAACAAUAAAGCUGAACUGGCUCCUUCGGCUACAGCAACAAAACCCUCAACCACUCCCGUGACCAUGACAAACUUCCCAGCUGCAGGAUUGUCUUCCUCUUCAAGAACAAGUCAGUCCACUUCUGCUCCAACCACAACUUCUCCAAGCACACUGGUCGGUUCAGCUCCCACCUCAGCAGGCAAACUUUUUGCAGACAUCACACCAUCUGCAAGCAAGACAGCCACUUUGGCCACUUCCUCUCCUGGAUCCACGACCCAUAGCCCAGCUGUCGCCGUUACCCAACCUCCACCUUUGAAAUUGGAUUCAGUCAAUUGUUUGAACCUGCAAAAGUCAAAUUCCUUUAAGCCCUCCCAAAGUGCAGCAGCAGAAGGACCUAAAGCCCCAGAUACAAUUUCAACAACCUGCACAAUUACGACCAAGCCCUCCACCUCCGCGUCGAUUGUUUCCUCCAGGGUUACGACAGUUCCCAUGUCAGCUACACCUUCUGACUCAGUUUUUACUGCCUUCUCCAAGCCGUCACUCGGCACCUCUCUGUCGGACUCAAAUAAAACCCCUCCCACUGUUUCUGCUCCUCACCUUUCUUCAACUUCCACUCCAGCAAAUAAAGCCCAGCCCAGCCCGGUACCUGCCCCGGUGCAUUCUUCAGCUAUUGAUAAGACUCCACCCACAAUUAAAGCCAGUGCAUCACCAGCCUCUGCUGAUAAGGCUUCAUCUCCACCCAGACUAAUUCCAGAAACGGCACCACAUGCCGCUUCUCCACAAUCGCUGGCGCCAACUGCUCGGGGUCAGAUCACAGCCUGUCCCUCUCAAGCCUAUUCUGCUCAGAUCACUAUUUCUAAAGAACGUGCAGCUCCAACUCAAGCUGAAGUUGCUCAAUCGAAAGCAAUCCCAGCCGUGGCUCAAGUCUCAGAUUCUUUACCUAAAGAUUUUCCUGCUUCUGCUAAAACGCAAGCCGCUCCCUUAAAAGAGUCUCCGACUCCCACCCAGACUUCAGCUGCAACUUCUUCUUCUAAAGAUCCCGUCGCUACAACUCAAUCAACAAGUUUCACAACUAACCCCCCCGCUGGACCUACUCAGAUCUCUUCGUCCAUCUCUAAAGAAUCAUCUGCCUCUGUUAGCAUCCCUGCUUCUCUCCCUAAAACUGCCCUGACGUCUGCUCAAAUCGCAGUUUCUCAGCCGAACACUAACCUCCCCCCUGUCUCUAAGGCUUCUUCUGUUCCUCCACCUGCAGCUGGGACAAUUGAGGCGUCACUUUCUGCUAAAACGAGAGCAGUAACUGAGCAUCAGUUGACCAGCCCAGAUGGAGACAGAAGCCAGGCUGCGCUGUCAAAAACAAAAGAACCGCUUCAUGAGCCACCAGCCGAACCCCCCAAAGAAAAGAAACCAACAUCGGUCAAAGCCUCUGGGCUCAGCAAAAUACCUGUGGUUGGAGGAGGGAGAGUGGGUAAGAUACCUGUGCGGGAACAAGUAAAUGACGAACCAAGAGACCCCCCUACGCCUAUAAUGGAAGAGAGGCCCCAUUUCAACUCACAUGACACCGCAAGUAAAGAUAAAGGCAGCACAGCUGAAGCUACGACCCCCACCUCAAAGAUCCCGGUGAAGCACGGUGCACAGACAAAAGAGGCCCCUCGCACCAAGAUCCCGGUAUCCAAAGUACCUGUUCGCAGGGCUGGAAGUAAACCUGCAGCUGUGGGGGGAGGAAGCAGCCAGAGCAGAAAAUAAACUCGUUGGGACUGCAACUGCUCUCCAACACCGGCCUUUUAAUGCUACAUUCUGUACAGCAAUCUUUUCAUCUUUUCAGCAUCAUAAGUGGAGUGGGAGGAGGCCGAUGCAAUUCAAGCACAACAACAUCUCAAUGGGAACAGGUGUGACAGCCUGGCUCUUUGGUGCUGAACCCACUGGACUCAGGAAAGAGGGUCACACCUGGACACUCAACUGCAAUGACAUAAAAGGACAUCCGGGAACACGAGCGCAUACACACAGAGGAGGCGAGUGCCUUUGUACGGGUGCUUUUCCUACAAACACUCCAAUUUAUGUAUACUCAACAACUUUUCUUACUCCCUCUUUUUGUAGAACCCUUCCAGUCUUUUAGUCUUUCUUUUUAGCACGUCUUGAUAGUAGCCAAGCCCCCUUUUUUUUUUUCUUAAUUUAUGCCAAGAAUUACAGAGAAUGAACUCUUUCUAUUAAUGCAGCAACCAAAUCUACAUUCCACAUCUGUCUCUGGAUCUAUGUAGCAGAAAAUGUGCCAUUACCUUUUGCACAGGACACUGGACUGAGCAGCUCUUCAUUCGCAAAAGGACCAGCUCUGCUCGUGGAAUAUUAGAGAAACUGAGUGAAAAAAAUAAAUAAAAGUGGCAAAUGGACUACAGCCAUUCUAAAUGGCACAGUGGACAUUCGAGCAAAGAGGACAGUGAGAUAAGACCCCCAGGUGGAACACUGGUACAUUUUUAUUCUAAUCUCACUCGUAAUUAAAUCUCUGUGUUUUGUUUCUUAUGUAAUCAAUAAAAAAAACAUGAGUACUCAGAAGGAUGA
Molecule: messenger RNA, 3899 nt
Organism: Oryzias melastigma (Indian medaka)
Lineage: Eukaryota; Metazoa; Chordata; Actinopteri; Beloniformes; Adrianichthyidae
Product: flocculation protein FLO11
Exons: 1
Coding region: 339-3089 (916 amino acids)
Biological process (GO): regulation of canonical Wnt signaling pathway
Cellular component (GO): plasma membrane
Molecular function (GO): beta-catenin binding; phosphatidylinositol-4,5-bisphosphate binding
Source: RefSeq, a predicted model, not a curated record